Peniophora sp. CBMAI 1063 is the source of this 1956-nucleotide messenger RNA. NCBI's taxonomy places the organism in Eukaryota, Fungi, Basidiomycota, Agaricomycetes, Russulales, Peniophoraceae. The record is from the annotation of a GenBank genome assembly.
AUGUUCAAGAAGCGGUCAGACUCGCAGCUCGCCGCCCUGGCCUCCGCAAAGUCCUACCUCUCCGCCGUAUCAGAGGCCGACGCCCGCCGUCGCUCCCACGGCGGCACACCCACGGCGACGCCCGCGCUCUCCCUCUCCAGCUCAGUCACGGGCAGCUCAGAGGACAGCGUGCUGGCAGAGCCGGCGUACGACAACGCGGACGGCCUGGCUCUCCCGCCCGUACCGCCCACCUCUGAGCAGGUCUUCCACACUUCCCACUUGGAGUUCGGGCACUCGGCCAACGAGCAGCAUCGCUACACCUCUCAACAUGUUCCUGGCUCAUCUCUCCUGUUCGAGGAGAACGAGCCGCCGUAUUGGGUUCUCAUCACGACCUACAUCUCCUACCUCUUCCUCAUCGUUCUCGGACACGUACGCGACUUCUUCGGCAAGCGUCUCUACCCGGCGUUCUACAAGCACCUUCAACCGUCAGACGGUUACGCCCCAUUAAACUCGGAUUUCGACUCGUUCUAUACCCGUCGCCUCAAGACCCGCCUGGAUGAUUGUUUCUCCGUACCCGUUACUGGCGUUCCCGGACGUACCAUUAUGACUUACGACCGCGACACGACCGAUUAUAACUUGACGUUCACCAUGAACGGCAACAAGACUCGCGGUCUCAACAUCUCGUCAUACAACUACCUCGGUUUUGCCCAGGCUUCCGGCGGAUGCGCAGACGCCGUCGUCGAGUGUCUCCGCCGCUACAACCUCGGCGCCAAUGGCACGCGACUUGAGGGCGGUUCCAGCGACCUCCAUGUCACCGCCGAGGCGCUUGUUGCGCGUUUCGUUGGCCAGGAGGACUCGAUUCUCAGCUCUAUGGGAUUCGCGACCAACUCGACGAUCAUACCCGCAGUCGUCUCCAAGGGCUGCCUGGUCAUUUCCGACGAACUCAACCACGCCUCUAUCCGUUUCGGUGUGCGCCAAUCUGGUGCCAACGUGCGCAUGUACAAGCACAACAACAUGAAGGAGCUCGAAAACGUUCUUCGCGAGGCUAUCAGCCAGGGCCAGCCGAAGACGCACCGUCCGUGGAAGAAGAUCAUGCUCAUCGUUGAAGGCCUCUUCUCUAUGGAGGGCACGCUCGUCGACUUGCCAAAGAUCCUGGAACUCAGGAAGAAGUACAAGUUCUACCUUUGGGUCGACGAGGCUCAUUCCAUUGGCGCUAUCGGCCCGCACGGUCGUGGUGUCGCCGACUACUUCGGUAUCAACCCGCGCGAGAUUGACAUCCUCAUGGGAACGUUCACCAAGUCUUUCGGUGCUGCCGGCGGUUAUAUUUCUGGCAGCAAGGCCUUAAUGGACCGCAUCCGUAUUUCCGGGCACACAGGACCCUACGCUGAGGGCAUGGCUCCUUCGGUCGUCGCCCAGAUCCUCUCGAGUAUGGCUAGCAUCAUGGGUGUCUGGACGCCUCCGGUUUCCGCCAAAGGCGCACCACUCGCUAUCGAGCCGCCCACUCAGCACCCUGGACCCAUGCCUGCCUCCGCAUUGCCGCAAUGGAUGGACCUGCCGCCGCACAUGAAGGAUGGAUCGGAGGGCCGCGCUCGCUUGCGCCGUCUCGCUUUCAACUCGCGUUACCUCUCCGCCGGCUUGACGAAGCUUGGCUUCAUCACCUACGGCCACGCCGACUCGCCCGUCGUUCCAUUGCUCCUCUUCAACCCCGGAAAGAUGGCGGUAUUCCACCGCAUGAUGCGCACGCGCCGCACCCCCAUCUUUGUCGUCGUUGUCGCGUACCCCGCAACGCCCCUCGUCACAUCACGCGUGCGGUUCUGCGUGUCAGCAGCACAUACGAAGGAGGACAUCGACACGGUUCUCCAGGCCUGUGACGAGAUCGGCGAUGUAUUGGACUUGAAGCAUUUGCCGGGCGAGAGGUGGCCGUUGAAGAAGAUCAUGGACAACGCCGUUGAGCUGGUCAACUCCGCGGCCGAGUAG